Molecule: messenger RNA, 2976 nt
Organism: Prunus dulcis (almond)
Lineage: Eukaryota; Viridiplantae; Streptophyta; Magnoliopsida; Rosales; Rosaceae
Product: calcium-dependent protein kinase 26-like
Exons: 7
Coding region: 786-2705 (639 amino acids)
Biological process (GO): protein autophosphorylation; peptidyl-serine phosphorylation; intracellular signal transduction
Cellular component (GO): cytoplasm; nucleus
Molecular function (GO): calcium-dependent protein serine/threonine kinase activity; calcium/calmodulin-dependent protein kinase activity; ATP binding
Source: RefSeq, a predicted model, not a curated record
UCUCCCUCCCUCCCUCUGUCUUUCUCUCUCUCUUUCGUUCCACAAUUUCCUUCCUUCUUCUUGUGCAUGAUUAUAUAAAUUUGGAACAAAGGUAGAGAGAAAACCCUAGUACUCUUUUUCACAAUUCAAAAACCACACAAGACGACUGUGUUUUCAUUUUUUUCCUUUUUCUUCUGCCAUUGUUUAUUUCUCUGUUUUUUUUUCCCUCCCUUCAGAAUCUGAAAAUUUUCUUCCUUUCUUGACGUGGAAUUUGUCAAUAUAGUUGGCCUCAAAAUAUUGGGUUUCGUCGAAGUUUGGGUUUUGGAUAGUCUUUCUUCUCCGUCGGGUAAUGCAUUGGAAGGUUGAAUGGUUUUUGAGGAAAUUUUAUGUUUUUUUUCUAACUUGUAAGAGAGUUUAGGCAAUUGGGUCAUUUGGGUUAGCUUGAUUUGGUUGAUGUGUUUGGACUUUUUUUUGGCUGAGGCUGAGGCUGAGUCUUUGUGUAUAUUUGAGACUCUUUCUGGGGCACCGCUUUUGUUUGAGAAGAUUAUAAUAUGUUGAUUAGAAUUGUUUGAAUUCUUUAUUACAGUGAGCAAUACAGAAUUCUCUGCUGGUUGGUGGAUUCAUUUCAAGUAUUUAUUGUCGUUUAAGUAAUUGCGAUUGAGUUGGUAAUUGGGGGAUAAUGCUCCAUUUUUGGUCCUUUCAUUUUAGUAUCCAUUACCUUUUUGGGAGGAAAGAAAUGGGAUUUUGGCCUUCAUAUGAUAUGUCUCUGCUUUUAGAUUUUUGAUGAGAAUAGAGAUCAAUAUCCGAUGGGAAACAACUGCGUUGGAUCGACGAAGGAGGGUCUCUUCCAUUCAGUCUCGAAUUCUCUUUGGUGGUCUCGAUCGACAGGUUUUGUUUCUCAUGGCAGUAGAGAAAUUAAUAGUACUGAUGCAACACCACAAUUGAGUAAGAAGAACUCAGAAGCUCCUCUUUAUGUUCAAAACAAGGCCCCGGAACAAGUUAAAAUAGCUACGGAAGACUAUAAGCCGGUGCAGCCUUCAAAUCAAAAGGAGAAGGUUCAACCAGACAAGCCUAAGGAACCGGCACAACCUCAGAAGCAGAAAGAAGAGACCAUACUUGCAAGACAAGUAACACUUCAAAAAGGAGAGACUAAACCAGCACAACCAAAAAUUCUCGAGGAACCAGGACAACCAAUACCACAAAAGGCAGAGACUAAGCCAGCAGUGGGGGCAAGACCAAAGAAGCCUCAUAGUGUCAAGAAGGUAGCAAGUGCAGGGCUUCAGGCUGACUCUGUCUUGCAAACCAAAACAGGUCAUUUGAAGGAUUUCUUCGAUUUGGGCCAAAAGCUUGGACAUGGACAGUUUGGGACAACUUUUCAUUGUGUGGAGAAAUCAACUGGAAAGGAGUAUGCUUGUAAAUCCAUUGCUAAAAGGAAACUGCUGAAUACAGAAGAUGUGGAGGAUGUGAGGAGAGAAAUUCAAAUAAUGCAUCACUUGGCAGGGAAUCAAAAUGUGAUCGCAAUUAAGGCAGCGUAUGAGGAUGCUGUUGCAGUUCAUGUUGUCAUGGAAUUAUGUUCAGGUGGUGAACUGUUUGAUCGGAUUAUCAAGCGGGGCCAUUUCACAGAAAGAAAGGCAGCACAACUAACAAGGACUAUAGUUGGUGUUAUAGAAGCCUGCCAUUCUUUGGGUGUCAUGCAUCGUGAUCUUAAGCCGGAGAACUUUCUUUUCGUCAAUGAGGACGAGGAUUCGUCCCUUAAGGCUAUAGAUUUUGGAUUAUCAAUAUUCUUUAAACCAGGGGAGAUUUUCGGUGAUGUGGUUGGAAGCCCGUAUUAUGUUGCACCUGAAGUCCUGCGCAAGCGCUAUGGUCCGGAAGCAGAUGUAUGGAGUGCUGGUGUUAUCAUUUACAUUCUCUUAAGUGGGGUGCCUCCGUUUUGGGGUGAAACUGAGCAAGAGAUAUUUGAAGAGGUUUUGCAUGGUGAUCUUGACUUCUCAUCAGAUCCCUGGCCUAGUAUUUCUCGAAGUGCCAAAGAUCUAGUUAAGAAGAUGCUUGUUAGAAACCCGAAAAAGCGGAUAACUGCUCAUCAAGUUCUGUGCCACCCUUGGGUUCAGGUUGAUGGAGUGGCUCCAGACAAGCCUCUUGAUUCCGCAGUUUUAAGUCGCUUGAAGCAGUUUUCUGCAAUGCACAAAAUUAAGAAAAUGGCUCUUAGAGUCAUUGCAGAGCACCUCUCUGAAGAAGAAAUUGCUGGUUUAAAAGAAAUGUUCAAAAUGAUAGAUACUGACAAUAGCGGUCAAAUUACUUUUGAAGAACUUAGAGAUGGACUGAAAAGAUUUGGAGCUAAUCUAAAUGAGUCUGAGAUAUAUGAUCUUAUGCAAGCUGCAGAUGUUGACAAUAGUGGCACAAUCGAUUACGGGGAGUUCAUAGCAGCAACUUUGCAUCUAAACAAAGUAGAGAAAGAAGAUCAUUUGUUUGCAGCUUUCUCAUACUUUGACAAAGAUGGCAGUGGCUAUAUCACUCAAGAUGAGCUUCAACAAGCCUGUGAGGAGUUUGGCAUUGUGGAUGUUCACUUGGAAGAGCUAAUCCGGGAAGUCGAUCAGGACAAUGAUGGUCGGAUCGAUUACAACGAGUUCGUUUCCAUGAUGAAGAAAGGCAAUGCAGAUUUUGAGAAGAAGGGCCUUCAUACAAGUGCUCUUAGCAUUGGAUUUAGGGAGGCUCUAUCUGUUUGUUAACUUGCAGUGAGGCAUUUUUCUUUGGACACAUUUUCCUUCCACCUUUUAUGAAUGUCUGCAACUUUUCAAGGCUUACAGAUAGAUCAUGAGGGCUCUGGUAAAUAUGAAUAGAUGCCUGCAACUUCACUGCUCCAACAUUUGAAUUUGCCCAAUUAGUUCUCAUUCACUAAUUUGUAUUGGAACAGAUGGUACAAUAGACUAUCUUCUCAUGUAAUAUAUGGUAGAAAGACAUCACUGUACAUAAAGAGGCAUAACCUCAUUCUUGUUAUUA